Messenger RNA from Podospora pseudocomata, 750 nucleotides. RefSeq lists its product as uncharacterized. NCBI's taxonomy places the organism in Eukaryota, Fungi, Ascomycota, Sordariomycetes, Sordariales, Podosporaceae. Gene Ontology annotation, cellular component: extracellular region. The transcript has a single exon. Bases 1 to 750 code for a protein of 249 amino acids. Gene Ontology annotation, molecular function: pectate lyase activity. The record is from RefSeq and is a predicted model, not a curated record. Gene Ontology annotation, biological process: pectin catabolic process.
AUGCACCCCCUCACUCUCCUCCUCGCCUCCAUGGCCGGCCUAGCCACCGCCCAAACCAACACCGCCCUCCGCAGCACCUUCCCCAUCCCCUCAGCAACAACCCACCUCUCCGCAGCCCGCACCAUCCCCGCCGGCCAAACCCUCGACGGCGGCAUGAAACAAUGGGACCGCUCCCCCUCGACCUGCUCCGACCAGUCCGAAGGCGGCGAAAAAGACGCCGUCUUCAUCCUCCAAGAGGGCGCAACCCUCUCCAACGUCAUCAUCGGUCCCAACAACGGCGAGGGCGUCCACUGCAAAGGAACCUGCACCCUCAACAACGUCUGGUGGACCGACGUCUGCGAGGACGCCGCCACCUUCCGCCAAACCUCCGGAACCUCCUACGUCAACGGCGGCGGUGCCCGCGGUGCCAGCGACAAAGUCUUCCAGCACAACGGCGGGGGUUUGGUCGCCGUCAAGAACUUCUAUGCCGCCAACAUCGGCAAGUUGUAUCGCUCUUGCGGGAAUUGCGGGACGCAGUACGCGAGGCAUUCGACGUUUGACAAUAUCAAGGUCGAGGGGUCGUCGCAGGUGGUGGCGGGGGUGAAUGCUAAUUUUGGGGAUACCACCAGUGUGAGGAAUAGCUGUUUGCUCAAGGGGUCUGCGUGCUGGAUUUAUCAGGGGAAUAACAGUGGCAAGGAGCCGACCAAAAUUGGGAGUGGUCCUUCCGGUACGGCCUGUGCUACUGCUGCUAUCAAGACUUCGGGGUGCUAG